AUGAUGUUCCUCCAGCUGCUUUUGCUGCUCUCCGCCAUAGCAACCAACUGUGCAAGUGCAGCCGCUACCGCUUCCUUGCCAAACCAUAAUGGUGACGAGGGAGCUCUUGUGGCUUUCAAGGCCAAGAUCUCCGGCCACUCAGGCGUGCUGGACUCGUGGAACCAGAGCACCAGCUACUGCAUCUGGGAGGGCGUCACCUGCGGCAGGAGGCACCCGUGGAGGGUGGUAGCCCUGAACCUCAGUUCCCAGGGGCUCGCCGGCACCAUCUCCCCCGCCAUCGGCAACCUCACCUUCCUGCGCUUGCUCAACCUGAGCUACAACAGCCUUCACGGUGAGAUCCCUGCCAGCAUCGGCUCCCUCUGGCGCCUUCAACGCCUUUACCUGGUCCAAAACACGCUCACUGGUGUCAUCCCAAGUAACAUCAGCCGCUGCAUCAGCCUCCGUGAGAUCCGCAUCCAACACAACAAAGGCCUGCAGGGAAGCAUCCCAGCCGAGAUUGGCAACAUGCCAUCGCUCUCAGUUCUACAGCUGUCAAACAACAACAUCAGCGGAACUAUCCCGUCUUCUCUUACGAACCUUUCCCGGCUGACCAUGCUAUCCUUGGCAGACAACUAUCUUGAGGGAUCGAUCCCUGCAGGCAUCGGGAACAAUCCGUAUCUCGGUUUCCUUCGGCUCACCCUUAAUAAUCUCUCCGGUCGGCUCCCUCCUUCCCUAUUCAACCUGUCAUCUCUUUAUAUCUUUUAUGCGGCUUUCAACCAGCUCCAUGGCCAUCUACCAUCUGACCUGGGGAAAAACCUUCCGAGCAUCCAACAGUUUGGGAUUGCAGGAAACCGAUUUACUGGAGCUCUUCCGCCAUCGCUAACCAACCUCUCCAGGCUCCAGCUUCUUGACUUGGGAACUAAUAAUUUUACUGGAGUUGUUCCUGCUGAAUUGGGCAGAUUGCAACAACUUGAAGUGUUUGCUCUGGAAGAUAACAUGUUAGAGGCAAACAACGAGGAAGAGUGGGAAUUUAUUGGUUCUUUGGCGAAUUGUAGCAGAUUACAGCACCUGUCCAUUGGAUGGAACAAGUUUUCAGGGAAGCUGCUGCCGGGUUCUUUGGCUAAUUUGUCCACUAAUCUCCAGUGGCUACAGAUUUCAAGCAACAACAUAUCCGGUGUCAUCCCAUCAGAUAUUGGAAAUUUGGCAGGUCUUGAGGUGCUUGAUUUUGGUGAAAACUUACUCACUGGGGUCAUUCCUGAAAGCAUCGGGAAGCUUACACGAUUGCAGGUGCUAGGCCUCAAUUCAAACAACCUCUCAAGACAUCUACUAUCCUCCAUCGGGAACCUGUCUAGUCUACUUCAGCUUUAUGCAGGCGGCAAUAGCUUGGAGGGGCCAAUUCCACCAACCAUUGGAAACUUGAGCAAACUUUUAGCCCUAGGUCUGUCAUAUAACAACCUUACUGGCUUGAUUCCUAACCAAAUUAUGGAGCUGCCAUCGAUCACAAUGUUUCUGGAUCUGUCCAACAACAUGCUUGAGGGACCACUUCCGUUAGAAGUUGGUAGUUUGGUACAUCUUGAACAGCUCUUCCUAUCAGGAAACAAACUGUCAGGUGAGAUACCUGAUACUAUUGGCAACUGCAGGGUCAUGGAAAUCCUCUCAAUGGAUGGCAACUCCUUCCAAGGAAAUAUACCUGCUACGUUCAAGAACAUGGCAGGCUUGACUGUACUUAAUUUGACGGACAACAAACUAGAUGGAAGCAUCCCUGGUAACCUGGCUACCCUUACCAACCUACAGGAGUUGUAUCUUGGCCACAACAAUUUAUCCGGAACAAUCCCAGAGCUUUUAGGAAAUUCAACAUCGCUGCUUCGUCUAGAUUUGUCCUACAACAGUUUGCAAGGUGAAGUACCAAAAGGAGGAGUUUUCAAAAAUUUGACUGGACUAUCAAUUGUUGGUAACAAUGCAUUAAAGUCCAAGACAGCACCGAAGAAAGAUCUACCACCACAAUUUGCAGAGGCAGAGCUUCCAAUAGUUCCGUACAAUGAUAUACUGAAAGGAACAGAUGGAUUUUCAGAAGCAAAUGUGCUUGGAAAGGGAAGAUAUGGUACAGUAUACAAGGGCACACUAGAAAAUCAAGCCAUUGUCAUCGCCGUAAAGGUGUUUAAUGUCCAGCAAUCAGGAUCCUACAAAAGCUUCCAGGCUGAAUGUGAGGCACUAAGAAGAGUGAGGCACCGAUGCCUUCUAAAGAUCAUUACAUGUUGUUCUAGCAUCAACCACCAGGGUCAAGACUUCAGAGCACUAGUCUUCGAGUUCAUAGCUAAUGGCAGCUUAGAUAGAUGGAUCCACUCAAAUUUAGAAGGCCAAAAUGGACUAGGAGCACUCAGCCUGUCACAGAGGUUGGAUAUUGCUGUGGAUAUUGUGGAUGCUUUGGACUAUCUUCACAACGGAGAUUUUGGCAUUGCUAGAGUUCUAGAUGAAGCACCAAGCAACCAUCCUGUGAAUUCCAGUAGCACCACAGGAAUAAGAGGUUCCAUUGGAUAUAUUGCUCCAGAAUAUGGAGAAGGGCUUGCGGUGUCAACUUCUGGAGAUGUGUUUAGUCUUGGCAUCACUUUGAUCGAGAUGUUCACAGGGAAGAGCCCGACCGAUGAUAUGUUUAAAGAUGGGAUAAGCUUGCAUUAUUAUGCCGAGGCAGCUCUUCCUGACAAGGUUAUGGAGAUAGCAGAUUCCAACAUCUGGCUGCAUGAUGGAGUAAACAAUGGCAAUGAUACAAGGCAUAUAACAAGAACUAGGGAAUGUUUGGUGGCCAUCAUUCAGCUUGGUGUCCUUUGUUCAAAACAAUUGCGCAGGGAGCGACUGUCAAUGAACGAUGCUGCUGCAGAGAUGCAUGCUAUCAGAGAUAAAUAUAUUUUUACUCAAUAA
Messenger RNA from Miscanthus lutarioriparius, 2895 nucleotides. NCBI's taxonomy places the organism in Eukaryota, Viridiplantae, Streptophyta, Magnoliopsida, Poales, Poaceae. The record is from the annotation of a GenBank genome assembly.